Molecule: messenger RNA, 1161 nt
Organism: Pisolithus orientalis
Lineage: Eukaryota; Fungi; Basidiomycota; Agaricomycetes; Boletales; Pisolithaceae
Product: phosphatidylserine decarboxylase-domain-containing protein
Exons: 4
Coding region: 1-1161 (386 amino acids)
Biological process (GO): phospholipid biosynthetic process
Molecular function (GO): phosphatidylserine decarboxylase activity
Source: RefSeq, a predicted model, not a curated record
AUGUCGUCUCUUGAAGAAGUCGAGAUCGUCAAGCCUAUCGAGAACAUCCACCCGAACAACCUCCAACGAGUACAAAAGGAGGUCGUCAUUCAUGCAUUCCGACAACUCGUAGAGCACUCCCAUCCCUCCAAGGGGAAGGGUAACGUCACGACCACCGUCCAUGCUUUUGCCCACUCUCGGGUUGAGUGGCUGCACAAGGUCGUCCCAGAGCUCGAGACCCUGGCCGAGAAGUACCAUAUCGGCAAUUUCGUCGCUAUCAGAGGCACGAACCAACGGUUUUUCGAGAGCAUGCCAAUCUACGCACGCUUGGGCAUGCACCUGCUGUUUUAUGGGAAGGAACAGGUAAAGUUACUGGAAGGAAACAAACUCGUUGAAGAUACCCUCCGCGAACAGAGCAUUCAUCAAGGGAAAAUCUACGAUUCACCAGAAUCCGCUAAGAAUAUACCGUCCUUUAUCAAGAUGUACAACAUCCAGCUGGAUGAACUGCUGGAACCGGAUAUCCACAAAUAUCACACUUUCAAUGAAUUCUUCUCUCGCAAGCUCAAGCCAGGCGCGCGUCCCGUUGAGAACUGGUAUACCAGACCAUUAGCCUCGCAGAGAAGUUUUGGAUCAAGGGAGACGAAUUCUCUGUACCAUCGCUCCUGGGUCUCGAUCCCACCGAUCCUAUCUGCGAAGCAGUUGAGCGGUGGUUCUCUCGCCAUUUUCCGCCUCGCGCCUGCAGAUUAUCACCGCUUCCACUCACCAGUUGAUGGAAGAGUUCUGACUGAACAUCGGGAUAUCCCCGGUGAAUAUUAUACCGUGAAUCCCCAGGCUGUCAAUGAACCUAACCUUGACGUGUUCACCCGAAACAAGCGCUCCGUCUUACUUCUCGAACACGAGGUCUCGAAGAAGCCGAUUGCAAUUGUCGCCGUCGGCGCACUCCUGGUUGGCAGCAUUGUCUGGACUUAUAAUAAUGAGAUAAAACGUGGUGACGAGGUUGGCUAUUUUGCGUACGGUGGCAGCACUGUAAUUGCCGUCUUCCCGCCGGGGCUCAUUCAAUUUGACGAGGACCUCGUCCUGAACUCGACUGGAAAGAGUGUAGCUGCCAACGGACAAGGAAGCAUCGAAACUCUCGUCAAGGUUGGGUACUCGCUGGGGAAGAUGCCCGAUACUGUAGAGUAA